CGUGGUGAAAGCUCCCAAGGUUCUGUCUGAGCUUGUGUGGGGCGGCCUCAGUGUUACAUCGAUGGUAGGUACCUCUCCGCGUAUCUCGCACUGACCCUAACCCAGAGAAGGUCUGGCAGUCUAUGAUGUACCUUAAUAAACAAUGUAGGUAGUGGAUAAAUAAAUGGAUUAGCUAAGUUCUUACACAGGUAUAAGGUGAGUAGGUAUCUAUCUACUGAUGCUGUUCAUCAUAUAUCAAUUACAUGAGUAGUAGGAUCCAGCUUCUCUGUUUAUCAACUGAUUUCAACAUACCGAGUUCACACUAAUCUUCAUCUCGGGAAUUCACAAUGGCACGUAUAUUCAUAACUGGCUCUUCAGACGGGCUCGGCCUUCGUGCAGCGAAACAGCUCGUCUCCAGAGGCCACACAGUCUAUCUCCACGCCCGGAACGCCCAAAGAGCAAGCGAUGCGCGGAAUGCCUGCCCCGGCGCCGCGGACGUCCUCCUCGGCGAUCUAACGUCCAUAGAGGAAACCAAGGCGCUAGGGGCAUCGCUCUCGAAGCUCGAGCCCAUGGACUGCAUCUUCCACAACGCAGGGCUGUAUCUCGGUCCCUACCGCGCGCAGGCCGAGGGCUACCCGGCUGUCUUCGCCGUCAAUGUCAUAGCCCCUUAUCUCCUGACGUGUCUCGCACCGCUCCCUAGACGUCUCGUAUACGCGAGCUCUGACAGCCAUUGGGGCGGAUCGACGAGUCUAGAGGACUUUGGAUGGAGAGAGCGCCACAAAGCCGGCCACUUCCGAGAAAGCAGUGCAUAUGCUGACACGAAGCUGUACAAUACCAUGUUCGGCUUCGCAUUCGCGCGCCGGUUCGCCUCGAAGGGUGUCGUCGCGCACUCGGUUGAUCCUGGAUGGGUGCCUACCAAGAUGGGCGGUGCCGGGGCCCCGGGCGAUAUCAACGAGAGCGAGAGGCUGUAUGUCAUGCUUGCGGAGGGGACUGGUGAGGCCGAGGGCAAGAAUGCUUGUUUUUGGGAAAAUGGGAAGAAGGCCCCGGCUCAGGCGAAGAAGGAUGCGUACGAUGAAAAGGCUCAAGAUGCCUUGCUGAAGAAGCUGGAGGAUAUCACUGGAGUUAGGGUUCCCCAGUAAGAGAUUAGUGCCUAUGAAUCCAUUUCAAACUUGGUGUGUGAGGACGUGGCUUGUUAGUUACUUUCUCUAGUACAUAGUGGUUUGGCGUUCACCAAGUGGCUAGUUCCAUUUGAAUUGUCUCAAUAAACCUCUGACUGAAGACUGAUCUUGAUAUGAUCUGAAUUUCAGUGAGAUAUGAGGGUAAGGGAAUGAAACCU
Messenger RNA from Xylaria bambusicola, 1315 nucleotides. Its product is annotated as short chain dehydrogenase. Bases 327 to 1118 code for a protein of 263 amino acids. The record is from RefSeq and is a predicted model, not a curated record. NCBI's taxonomy places the organism in Eukaryota, Fungi, Ascomycota, Sordariomycetes, Xylariales, Xylariaceae. The transcript has a single exon.